AUGCCCGACCUCAUGUCACCGCCCUCGGCGCACCACGGGGCCGGCGGGUGCGCCGGAUCCGGCGCGGCGGCGCGCAGAGGCGUUUCUGCGCGCCGGGCCUCGCCGGGGCCGCCCAGGGAGCGCGGCCGAGGUUCGGAGGCGGCGGCGGCGGAGGCGGAGGCUGGAGCACGGCGCCGACUCGCAGAGCCCUCUGUCGGUCACGUGGUGUGGGACUCACGGCUGCAGCCAUGGAAGGUUGCGUGGGCUGAUUGGAGAGAGAGAGAGAGAGUAGGGGGUGUGUACGGAGCGGGGCCUGGAUGGUAUAUUGAAUGA
Molecule: messenger RNA, 312 nt
Organism: Prorocentrum cordatum
Lineage: Eukaryota; Dinophyceae; Prorocentrales; Prorocentraceae
Source: the annotation of a GenBank genome assembly